AUGCAGAGCUCUUCAGAAAUCGAAAGCAGUUUUAUUCACAGAACUGUUUCUGACGCAGAUUCAUACAUUUUCGGAAAUUCUCACCUCUGCAGACAAUUUGAAUCAGGUCACUUUGGAAACUCUUUGUUGGCUGGUGACAAAGGUUAUCCUAUCAUUCGUAGUCGCAAUGUUAUAGAGAGAACCUAUGGAGUUUGGAAAAAAAGAUUUCCAUGUCUAGCUAUGGGUCUCAGAGUUCAUCUAGAUACAGCUCAAGCAGUUACUCUAGGAACAGCAGUGCUACAUAAUAUCGCUUGUCCUAAUAACGAAGCUAUGCCCCCUAUUAGUCCUGAACAGGAAAAUGCUAUUAACAUGGUUCAUAUAGAUAAUGUGAAGACAGAUCCUGUAAAUAUUAGGUUGCCACAAAAUGCAAUCAACAAUGUUAGAACUUACCCUAUUAAUAAUUAUUUAGCAAAUUUGUAA
Molecule: messenger RNA, 459 nt
Organism: Acanthoscelides obtectus
Lineage: Eukaryota; Metazoa; Arthropoda; Insecta; Coleoptera; Chrysomelidae
Source: the annotation of a GenBank genome assembly